AUGGCAACCUUGGAGGAUAAAUUAAUGGGUGAAAAACUCGAAUACUACUGCUCAAGUAGUGAAGGUGAAUAUGAACCGGACGAUGAUGAGGCCGGUGAAAAAGGUGGUGCCCGUGCCGCUCAAGGUCCCCAGGCAUACAUCGAUCCAGAUGUCUGUCCUCCACCACCUUCGGCGGGGUAUCGUUCAAUGGGCUCCACAAAUACUGGACCCAAAGGUGUCGUCGAAGACUGGCAACGUUUCAAGCAACUACAGGCGGAACGUCGCGAAGAAAGCGAAAGACAACGCAUCGAAUUGGCCAAGAAGUUGACAAUGACAACAGCCACGGCCCAAGAGGAAGAAGAACGCAAAAAACAAGAGGAGCUGGAAGCUGAAUUUGCUGAACUAAUGUCCGAAGACUUUCUGCAACAGUAUCAGAAACAACGUAUGGCCGAGAUGAUGCGUCAAUGUGGUCAUAGUCAAAACUUUGGCAAGGUGUUGAAUCUGAAUUCACACGAAGAGUUCCUCAACUGUGUCGAAAAGGAGAACAAACAUACCACAAUUAUAAUACACAUUUAUGACAAAUCUGUUUCAGCCUGUGCCACACUGAACAAAUGUUUGGACACAUUGGCCACCGAAUAUCCCACAAUUAAGUUUGCCAAGAUUUGCAGUUCAGUGGCCGGAAUGAGUAGAGAUUUUCGUCAGAAGGGUUUGCCAGCCCUGUUGGUCUAUAAAGCACAGGCGGUAAUUGGAAAUUUCGUAAGAGUUACAGACGAUCUGUCCGAUGACUUCUUUCCUUCGGAUGUGGAAAGUUUCCUUAUUGAAAAUGGUAUAUUAGUGGACAAGAAUCUAUACAGUCUACCACAACAAUAG
Messenger RNA from Musca vetustissima, 849 nucleotides. RefSeq names its product phosducin-like protein. Gene Ontology annotation, biological process: regulation of G protein-coupled receptor signaling pathway. The record is from RefSeq and is a predicted model, not a curated record. The coding region runs from base 1 to 849 and encodes 282 amino acids. The transcript has 2 exons. Lineage: Eukaryota; Metazoa; Arthropoda; Insecta; Diptera; Muscidae.